AUGCCUCCUCGUCUACCACUGCGGCUGAAAGCCCUAUCAUGCGACCCUCUCCCAUCUGCCUCUGCAUCAGUUGGAGCGGCACCGUCGGUCUCGGCGAUCCCAGCCUUUCUCCUUCCCUUUCUUCACCAUCAACCUCAAUCCCCUCAACGACGGCAUGCCUCCGUCCUAACCUCCUUGUCCGACCGGCCUGGGGCGUACAAUCGAAAAAUACGAAGAGGGCGAGGUCCCGCGUCAGGCAAAGGAGGUAAAUCCGGCAGGGGCUCAGACGGACAGAAACAACACGGCAAAGUGCCAGAGGGGUUCAAUGGAGGCCAAACGCCCGAGCACAUCGUGCACGGCAAAUAUGGUUUCAUCAAUCAAUUUGCGAACGACAUGUCGCCCGUCAACUUGGACAAGAUCCAGUCCUGGAUUGACCAGGGCCGCCUCGACGCCUCCCGACCAAUUACGCUGAAAGAGCUGAGUGCAUCGCGUCUGCUGGGCCAGAUCAAAGACGGCGUCAAAUUACUGGGCAAUGGCGCCUCCGAUCUGAAAACCCCGAUCCACAUCGUCGUGUCCAGGGCGUCGCAGUCGGCAAUUGCUGCGGUCGAGGCACUGGGCGGCACGGUCACCACGCGCUUCUAUACCGCGCAGGCGAUCCGGCGCAUCAAGGCCGGCUCCACGCAUCCAUUCGUCUCGAUGCGCUGGGACGCCGUGGCGCUGAACAACCCGCACCUGGCCGUCGAGGGCGCAGAGGCCAUCGAGAACCGUGUCAAGGCCAUGGGAUUUCGCUACAGACUGCCGGAUCCGAGCUCUAGAAAGGAUCUGGAAUACUAUCGCGACGCAAAGCACCGGGGAUAUCUGAGCCACACCGUCAAGGAGGGAGAGAUGGCAAGUCUGUACUUUAAAGAGCCUCUCAGCGAGGAGCAGUUGAAGGCUCUGAAGAGGGAGAGUGCCAGGGGCGGCAGAGCCGCCAAGAGGAACGAAGGCGACAAAUUGUGGUAA
Messenger RNA from Cladophialophora carrionii CBS 160.54, 981 nucleotides. Its product is annotated as ribosomal protein L15. Gene Ontology annotation, cellular component: mitochondrial large ribosomal subunit. NCBI's taxonomy places the organism in Eukaryota, Fungi, Ascomycota, Eurotiomycetes, Chaetothyriales, Herpotrichiellaceae. Gene Ontology annotation, molecular function: structural constituent of ribosome. Gene Ontology annotation, biological process: translation. The record is from RefSeq and is a predicted model, not a curated record. Bases 1 to 981 code for a protein of 326 amino acids. The transcript is spliced from 2 exons.